Molecule: messenger RNA, 704 nt
Organism: Hydractinia symbiolongicarpus
Lineage: Eukaryota; Metazoa; Cnidaria; Hydrozoa; Anthoathecata; Hydractiniidae
Product: nuclear cap-binding protein subunit 2-like
Exons: 1
Coding region: 46-513 (155 amino acids)
Biological process (GO): mRNA cis splicing, via spliceosome
Cellular component (GO): nuclear cap binding complex
Molecular function (GO): RNA cap binding
Source: RefSeq, a predicted model, not a curated record
UUAUAAUUGUCAAGUUUCUUAUAUUUAGUGUAUAAAAACUUUGAAAUGGCAGGGCUGAGUGCAUAUCGUGAUCAACAUUUCAAAGGCUCUCGUAAGGACCUGGAGAAAAAAUUAGAGGACAGUACAACUUUAUAUGUUGGAAACAUGUCAUUUUAUACUUCAGAAGAACAACUUUAUGAAUUAUUUUCAAAGUCUGGAGAUGUGAAGCGUAUAAUAAUGGGACUUGAUCGAAAUAAUAAGACACCUUGUGGAUUUUGCUUUGUAGAAUAUUAUUUUCGAGAGGGUGCAGAAAAUGCUGUGAGAUAUGUAAAUGGUACAAGAUUGGAUGAUCGCGUUGUUCGUACUGAUUGGGAUGCAGGUUUUGAAGAAGGUAGACAGUAUGGUAGAGGAAGAAGUGGUGGUCAAGUUAGAGAUGAAUACCGGUCAGAUUAUGAUAUUGGACGUGGCGGCUGGGGAAAACGUUUACUACAAGAGAAAAACAGGAGUCAUGAUCAUUUUGAUAUGGAAGAUUAAUCUGUAUCAAGGAUAUAUUAAAUAUAGAAUUUACAAUGACAUGCAUUUUUGGUGUACAAGAUGGUGAUUUUUAUCUAUAGAUACUGUCCACUAUAAUUGUCAAUAAGGAUUACUGUGUGUGUGUAUAUACGAUGUGGAAGAAGGUGUUCCUUGUACUCUAACAGCAAGAGUUAAAAAAAAUGUUUUGAGUA